CACCCGGCUCCCCAGUUCAGACUCCUCAAAGGAACCCUGGUGCUGACCGACACCCCUCCCCCUGUCAGUCAGUUGCCUGCUGUAAAUUAGAUCUGCUUUUAAAGUUAAGUCCCCUAGCAGCUCCUCACAUCACGCUCUGCAGCUCAUCAAGGUGGUGUUUGUUAACACAGGAUUAUCAAAGGCUUGUUACAGUAUUCAAGUGAAACAAUCGGCUCAACAGUGAUAGCAUCAGCUGGCGUUGGCUGAUUAUCAGUUCCUCUACUCUGGAAAGACUUUCUCGUCACCGGCGCGGUGCAAUGUUUCAUGAUUGAGGGAUUCUGUUUGAUGUGGUGUGUAAUAAUGUACUGUCAUGGCUAAUAGUGUGUGACAUUACAUGAUGCCAGGUCUUUCUCUCACUCUCCCUCAGGGCAGGAGUUGCCAUGCCAUUUGGCUGUUUGACGCUCGGGGAAAAGAAGGAUUACAACAAUCCCUCAGAGGUGACCGAUAAAUAUGACCUGGGACAGAUUGUUAAAUCGUAAGUAUUCUGUUAGUAGUCCACCUGACUGAACAACAGGAAAUACAGGAAACCCAAUAUCAGCCCUCUAGUCUUAGUUUUGUCUUUGUCCGAUAUGGUACCAGAUAAUUAGAAAAUGAAUUAACUUUAAAGAAAAUACUUAAAUAAGGACAAAUGCUUUAUUCAAGUCCACCUAGGGAUGCUCUUACCAUGGCCAUCAUUAUGAAAUUGUAAUCAAGGGCUUUACUAAAUUAAUUUAGAAAUCCAUUUAAGUUGACCUUUGAUCUUUAUAAAUGUUUGGUUUUGUGCAUUUCCUUUUCAGAGUGGAGUUCUGUGAGAUAUUCAGGGCCAAGGACAAAAAUACACUGAAAAUGUUUACUUGUAAAAAGUUCCUGAAAAAGGAUGGAAAGAAAGUUCAGAAGGCUGCAAAAAACGAGAUCCUCAUUUUAAAGAUGUGAGUUUUUGUUAUCAACUUUAAACUCAGCUUUCUGUCAUUUUACAUCUGCGUUCACAAAACUAUUCUCUGUAAAUACUUUUUGUUUUAUAAGAGAUGGUGUAUUGUUCUAGUAGGCUAUGUGAAUCUGUGGACAUCCAUUAGAGCUAGCAUCAUUUACUCCAACUUUGUUUAUCUCCAAAUAUUUUUCUCACAUUAGGCUUCUUAUUCAUCAUCAGUGUGUGGCAGGCUCCCUUUCAUUACCUCCCUCUCCAGUAAACAUUAGCAUAACCUGAGCAUUAUCAAACAAUUUGUUACAGGCAGAAGGGAACUCAAAGAAUACAGAUGAAAAAGCCAAUGCACGAAAUGGAAGAUGAAAGUGUCAUUUCUUGAAGGGUUAUCUAAUACGUGGAGUCUUUUCUCCCGAUACACAAAAGCAUGACCUUCAUAGGGCUUGCUAUUUCAAUUGGUUUCUUUGAGCUCUGGAACUGGAGGAUUUGAUAAAUAUUCAGUGAAUGGAAAAGAUACCAUUCCAUCAGUCCAAUCCCCUGAAGUACCAUUGAAAGCCAGCAGCACACAUACCACAUACGGCCAAUGGUUUCCAUGUUGUCUAACACCUUAUGUGUAGCGUUAAAGUCUUCAUUACUCAUUGCCUCGCUGACAAAAAAACUCACCAUGAAGUUUCUUAGCUGGUGUGAACGUUACCAUGGUCACGAUCAAACACACCAUACUGUUCUGCCGCGUGGUCGUCCUUGCACAUAAAUGCCCUCAUCAAUUCAACUCAUGCAUAAAGUACAGUACAUUAUUUAUGGAUAGACAUUUUUCCUUUAUUAACCCAGGCUGUCGCAACAUAUGUUUAAGCAUGCAGAUCUCACAGUUCUUUUUGAAUUAAAUUGAUUAUAUUUAUUGCUGCAUUUGUUCCUGCACAUGGUUGCUGUUCCUCUCGGCAUGGCUGACUGUUGUUGUGUUUUAUUCAUGAGCAUUAAUGUACCGUUAUACCGUACUGUGUGUCUCAAUGAAGGCAUUCCCAUCUCUCUCCACCUCUACACUCCUUCUAACUCUCCUCUCUCCCCCUGUGGCCUGCUCUCUCCAGGGUGAAGCACCCCAAUAUUCUUCAGCUGGUGGAUUUCUAUGAGACCAGAAAAGAGUACUUCCUCUUCCUUGAACUGUGAGUUGAGUCAUCUGAUUGGUUGAGAUUGCGUUCCUGUCAUUGUGGCAGCAGGGGUCUAUGUGUUGAUUAUGCACUCAUAGGGAAUGAGCUGUAGUAGCCUAAGGCCCUGUAAAUAUGAGCACUGCUCUGAACUACCCUUCUGCAGCCUUCAUUUGGUAUUCAGAUAUGAUUCAUUUCUGCGUGCUCCAGUUUUUCAUCAGUCUGUGUUCUUGGGGAUUUGAUGCAUUACCAUAGAUACAUUAAAUGUGACGUGCUCUAUCAUAAUCAGUUGUAAGUCGUGCUAGCUCAUUAGCAUAAAACAUGCAUAUUUCGUAAAAAAUAUUGGCAUGGCCUGUUGUUGGAUUAAAACAGAAUUCACUAGAACAACAUGUUUUCUAGCCAACUCAAUUCAUUUGAAUGUCGAAAUCAUAGUUUCAGUACACUUUUAAAGCCUCAGAUGAUAAGAAGAUCCACCUUUCAAAACGAGUCAUUGGCUAGCUAACAGUCAACUGACAAGCUAUCUAUCUAGCUGUUUAGCUGGCUAAUACAACCACAAACUAAUUUUUUAACAUAUUAACUAGCUAGUAGCACAUUAUCUUGUCAAACUGUUAAAUGAGUAGCAAGCCAGCUACAAUGGAUGCCAAAUAAUAUGUUUUGUACAGUGGGACUUGCGUUGCAAAGUGCAGAUUGCAAUCGGCACUGUGAUGAAAACCAACAACAAACUUUGGGGGUGAUUUUCUCUAAACAGCUGAUCAGGGAGACCUCUGUUGUAACUAGCUAUGCUGCGCUCAAUUUGAACAGUUAAUAGACAAAUUCUAAAUCGUUUUGAAGCUAAGAAUCUCCUCUUUCCAGCAGUGUAUAAAACUCUAAAUGUGUUUUGGGGUCAAUAUGACUGAUUCACAAAUUCACCAAAUAUAUAAUACUCAUCUCCUCCAGGAUUGCAUUGAUUUGUGGGUCUUUUAUUCUGAUCAUGAGGUAAACCAUCAGAGAUCAGAGGAGAAACCAAUGUUGAAAUUAUUGAAAUCAUCACAUUAAGCAGGUUUGGUGGAUUCUGUGAUUUUGUCACGUUUUAAUGUCUUCGCUCUUGGCAAGGGUGUCAUUUUAUGGUAAUUGCAUAGUAAUCCAAACAGUUUUUUUUUCAAACAUUCAAAGUGUCUCUGUGUCAGAGACUUCAAAUAAAGUUGUAUUAUUGAAAAGGAUCUGUGGAUUCUUUGAACCAGAGACAUUGUCAGGCUCAAAGCACCUACUGUACGUCAGCACCAUGCUUCAUGCCACUCACGUUCUCCCCACAGUGCUACAGGCAGAGAGGUAUUUGAUUGGAUCCUGGACCAAGGCUACUAUUCAGAGCGCGACACCAGUAAUGUGGUCCGUCAGGUGUUGGAGGCUGUGGCCUAUCUUCACUCCCUGCACAUUGUCCACAGGAACCUCAAGGUACUUAGCCCUAGGCCCUUUGAUGGUGAAGAGGAGGACUACAAUACACUGUAAAUGCCUGAAUGUUGAUCACCACUGCUUAUUUUAAACGCCACUGGGUCUUUUAAAGUAAUUUUUGACUUGUUUAAUUGGGUUGAAGUAUAUAUAUAUUUAGGCAAACAUUUCUGAAAAGGCACAUGUUAUUAUGCAAAUGUUUUAUGCAAAUGUGGUUGAUCAGAUUGAUCUUGCUUUGUUUGAACUAAAACAAUUGGACUGUCAUUUUUAGACACUUGUGUGACGCUAAAGUAAGAGUUUGACUGCUUCAAUAUUUACCAAUGAUGAAGUCUGUUCUAAGUCUGUGUAAGUUUUGAAUGAGAUUACUUUAGCAAAACUUUAGCAAACUUGGACUGUCGUCCUGUUCCUUUUCUCAGCUGGAGAACUUGGUAUACUUUAACCGCCUGAAGCACUCCAAAAUAGUGAUCAGUGACUUCCACCUGGCAAAGCUGGAGACCGGGCUCAUCAAAGACCCCUGUGGAACCCCAGAGUACCUUGGUAAGGACUGGGGAAGGAGUGGGGGAGGGAUUAGUACCUGAUUAAGGGGGAGUACAGACUGCCUGGGAGAGGGAGCACAACACAGGAUGCUCACUUGGACUUGUGGGUAUCUUCGAGAGUAGGUUUUGGGGAACAGUUUAUGGGAGUGCAGGAAAGCAUAUGUGAGAAGAAUCUUUAACUGUGUUUGUGUCCCUGCAGCACCAGAGGUGGUUGGGAGACAGAGAUACGGCAGGCCAGUGGACUGCUGGGCCCUGGGUGUCAUCAUGUACAUACUGUGAGUGGUUUGAUUAUCAGCAUAGGGAGCCCAUUAUAUACAGUUGAAGUCGGAAGUUUGCAUACACUUAGGUUGGAGUCAUUAAAACUAGUUUUUCAACCACUCCACAAAUGUCUUGUUAACAAACUAUAGUUUUGGUAGGUCGGUUAGGACAUCUACUUUUUCCAACAAUUGUUUACAGACAGAUUAUUUCACUGUAUCACAAUUCAAGUGGGUCAGACGUUUACAUACACUAAGUUGACUGUGCCUUUAAACAGCUUGGAAAAUUCCAGAAAAUGAUGUCAUGGCUUUAGAAGCUUCUGAUAGGCUAAUUGACAUAAUUUGAGUCAAUUGGAGGUGUACCUGUGGAUGUAUUUCAAGGCCUACCUUCAAACUCAGUGCCUAUUUGCUUGACAUCAUGGGAAAAUCUAAAUAAAUCAGCCAAGACCUCAGAAAAAUAAUUGUAGACCUCCACAAGUCUGGUUCAUCCUUGGGAGCAAUUUCCAAACGCCUGAAGGUACCACGUUCAUCUGUACAAACAAUAGUACGCGAGUAUAAACACCAUGGGACCACGCAGCCAUCAUACCGCUCAGGAAGGAGACGCGUUCUGUCUCCUAGAAAUUAACGUACUUUGGUGCGAAAAGUGCAAAUCAAUCCCAGAACAACAGCAAAGGACCUUGUGAAGAUGCUGGAGGAAACAGGUACAAAAGUAUCUAUAUCCACAGUAAAACGAGUCCUAUAUCGACAUAACUUGAAAGGCCACUCAGCAAGAAAGAAGCCACUGCUCCAAAACCACCAUAAAAAAGCCAGACUACGGUUUGCAACUGCACAUGGGGACAAAGAUCGUACUUUUUGGAGAAAUGUCCUCUGUUCUGAUGAAACAAAAAUAUAACUGUUUGGCCAUAAUGACCAUCGUUAUGUUUGGAGGAAAAAGGGGGAAUUGCAAGCCGAAGAACACCAUCCCAACCGUGAAGCACGGGGGUGGCAGCAUCAUGCUGUGGGGGUGCUUUGCUGCAGGAGGGACUGGUGCACUUCACAAAAUAGAUGGCAUCAUGAGGAAGGAAAAUAAUGUGGAUAUAUUGAAGCAACAUCGCAAGACAUCAGUGAGGAAGUUAAAGCUUGGUCGCAAAUGGAUCUUCCAAAUGGACAAUGACCCCAAGCAUACUUCUAAAGUUGUGGCAAAAUGGUUUAAGGACAACAAAGUCAAGGUAUUGGAGUGGCCAUUACAAAGCCCUGACCUCAAUCCUGUAGAAAAUGUGUGGGCAGAACUGAAAAAGCGUGUGCGAGCAAGGAGGCCUACAAACCUGACUCAGUUACACCAGCUCUGUCAGGAGGAAUGGGCCAAAAGUCACCCAACUUAUUGUGGGAAGCUUGUGGAAUGCUACCCGAAACGUUUGACCCAAGUUAAACAAUUUAAAGGCAAUGCUACCAAAUACUAAUUGAGUGUAUGUAAACCUCUGACCCACUGGGAAUGUGAUGAAAGAAAUAAAAGCUGAAAUAAAUCAUUUUCUCUACUAUUAUUCUGACAUUUCACAUUCUUAAAAUAAAGUGGUGAUCCUAACUGACCUAAGACAGGGACUUUUUACUAGGAUUAAAUGUCAGUAAUUGUGAAAAACUGAGUUUAAAUGUAUUUGGCUAAGGUGUAUGUAAACUUCCGACUUCAACUGUACUACUACAAGAGGGGUGGGUUGUGAGUCUGCUCAGAGGAUGGGGGAUUUGAAAUUAUACAGACGGGCAACAAGAAUACUGACUGUACUUUACUGAAAGAGACCAUCUUCACUCUACUCCACAUGGUAUGCUCAAAAGCAGUACGGGUAUCUUAUUUAUAGGGUAUUGCCUGCUGGAAUACAUCAAAUCUUUACAUCACAUUUGUGCACAUGACAAUGCAAGCUGAUAAAGAGCUCCUUUUGUCUUGUGGUCCUCAGGCUUUCAGGCAACCCUCCUUUCUAUGAGGAAACUGAUGAUGAUGACUAUGAAAACCAUGACAAGAACCUGUUCAGGAAGAUCUUGGCAGGGGACUAUGAGUUUGACUCUCCCUACUGGGACGACAUCUCAGAGUCAGGUACUUUUAAGAUGAAGUAGAUACACAGUAGACUGUAUAAACAACAGCUUACUGGGUAAACAGAAAUUCAAAAGGGAGGAUUUUAUCUGUUCACUUUUCACGUUCAAAACCAUAUCCUGUUUGUUUUCUGAUUCCAUCAGGAGUAUUAACUGCUGUUUGUUGAGAUAUUGCUUUUAUUGUGUUGCAGCAAAAGGCCUGGUAGCCCGUUUGAUGGAGGUAGACCAGGAUCAGAGGCUGACUGCUCAGGAGGCCAUCAACCAUGAGUGGUAUGGAAAUACACAUUAACACAGUAGCCUACUAUAGGGAUAUACCACAAGGCCACAGUACUAUGGAGAUAUACCAGAUGACCACAGUGAAGUGAAAAUAAACCAGAUUAAUCUAGAUUAUUGAUGUGUAAGUAUGAUGUGUCCGUGUGUUCUUAAAAAUAAAUACAUUAAAAAAGGUUGUUAGUGAUGCUGUUUUAUUAGUAUUACUCACCCCCAUCUACUGAGCUGUCACUUGUAAAUGUCAAGAGAAGAUUACAAAGCCCCAUUAUAGUGAAGUUCCCUUUUCCCCGUUUAUCUCUUCAGGAUUUCUGGAAAUGCAGCCUCAAAUAAGAAUAUUAAGGAUAAUGUCUGUGCACAGAUAGAGAAGAACUUUGCCAAAGCUAAGUGGAAGGUAAGCCUCUAUUUUUAUCUGUUCCAUUUCUUCAUCACUGAAGGAGAGAUUGGCGGAAACUAUCACACAUUUUUUAUAUACGUUUUAUGGGCCUUGAGAAUUUGAAAUGGGAUAAAUUAUUUGUAACAGUGCAAGUAUAAGGCUUUAGAAUUGGCUACAUAUUCUGUAAAAGUGUUAAAAUAUAUAGUAACUAGGCGCCUUGGGUUGAGUGUGUUCUGCGACUGCCUCCCACAGAAAGCGGUGCGGGUCACUACCAUCAUGAAGCGACUGAGAGCUCCAGAGCAGAGUGCUGACUCGGGGGCAACCAUCCCAGCAGUAGCAACCAGCCCUGCAGCAGGAGAACCAGCCCCAGCUCCAGCAGACCCCCAGGCUCCCAGUGACCCCUCAGCAGCCACCGCUGCUGCAGCCCCAGAGGGGGAGCCUGCUGCCGUCACAGAUCCCCCUGCUGGCAUGGAGGCCGUGACAUGUGAUGCCACUCCCCAGGCUGCAGCAGAGGUCACAGCUCUACCACCGCCCCCUGAGGAGGCCAGCCCAGUGGAGGCCCCAGUGGAAGCCCCGGCCCCGGAGGAGGUUGAUCCGUUGUCACGGUGUAACGGAGAGGCCCCGACUCCCCUCCAACCAGCAGCUGAAGCUGGGGAUGAGCAGGGUUAG
Molecule: messenger RNA, 7661 nt
Organism: Coregonus sp. 'balchen'
Lineage: Eukaryota; Metazoa; Chordata; Actinopteri; Salmoniformes; Salmonidae
Source: the annotation of a GenBank genome assembly